Betta splendens (Siamese fighting fish) is the source of this 2640-nucleotide messenger RNA. RefSeq names its product RAD17 checkpoint clamp loader component (gene rad17). Lineage: Eukaryota; Metazoa; Chordata; Actinopteri; Anabantiformes; Osphronemidae. The record is from RefSeq and is a predicted model, not a curated record. Gene Ontology annotation, biological process: DNA damage checkpoint signaling; mitotic DNA replication checkpoint signaling; DNA repair. The transcript is spliced from 17 exons. Bases 240 to 2135 code for a protein of 631 amino acids. Gene Ontology annotation, molecular function: chromatin binding; DNA clamp loader activity; ATP hydrolysis activity. Gene Ontology annotation, cellular component: Rad17 RFC-like complex; nucleus.
UCGGAGUUCCCGGAGUUCUAAUAUGUAAACUUCAUUUUACUUUAUGGCUCCGUUAAGUCUUUUCAAAUAAUUUUAAUGUUACGUCAUAUUAGAUGAACACGUCAAUUUAACUAGGAAAAAGGAAGUUACCGUCACAUCAACGACCACGCUGCAGUCUCUCAUAUUUCAAAUGAUAGAGCAAACAAACAGCGCUCUCCACGCCUUCCCGGAGGCAUCCACGUGAAACAGCGCGGCGAAGGAUGAACAAGCUUCCUCUGGGAGACAAAGCUGCUUCAAGCAAAGUAAAUCGUUGGGUGGAUCCAUCUUUUAAUGAUUUCAGCAGCUCAUACAGCUCCUCAUUGCCUGGACGGAGGAAGGGCAGCUCUAAGCCUCAGUCCAAACGGCAACGAAAGAGCACAGGUGAAGCUGAGAGCACAGACUGUCAGUUGCCUUACGUGGACCAGGAUGAACCCUGGGUGGACAGAUAUUUCCCCCACUCACAGAUGGAGCUCGCUGUCCACAAGAAGAAGAUAGAAGAAGUGGAGAACUGGAUAAGGGCUCAAACAAACUCAGCAAAGGGUGGAGUUUUGCUACUGACAGGACCAUCAGGCUGUGGAAAGACAGCUACGGUGCGGGUUCUGUGUCGAGAGCUGGGCUUCAGGAUCCAGGAGUGGACAAACCCCGUCAACGUGGAGUCAUACAGCUGUGGUGAACAUGACUGGAGGAUGAAGGACUAUUCCUGCAGCUCCCAGUUAGCCCAGUUCCAGGACUUUCUUCUAAGGGCCAAUAAGUACAAUUGUCUGAGGAUGUCAGUUGAUGGAGGGGCUGCAGAGAGGAAGCUCAUACUGGUGGAGGACUUUCCAAACCAGUUCUACAGGCAGCCUGGCAACCUUCACAGUAACCUGAGGCGUUUUGUGAAGACAAGUCGGUGUCCUCUGGUAUUUAUAGUGUCUGACAGUACUAGUGGAGACAGCAGCUCACGUGCUCUUUUUCCACGAGACAUCCAAGAAGAGCUGGACAUCAGCAACAUCAGCUUUAACCCAGUGGCUCCAACCACAAUGAUGAAGGUUCUGACCCGCAUUUCCAGCCAGGAGGCAGGAAAGAGCUGUGGGAGGAUGUGCUUACCAGACCAGGCCAUGUUGGAGGCGCUGUGUACAGGGAGCUCGGGAGAUAUUCGCAGUGCUAUCAACAGCCUCCAGUUCUCCUCCUUUCCAGACACAUCAUUGGAGAAGGGGUUGUGGAGGAUGAAGAAGGACCGACCAUCAUCUUCAUCACUGGGCAAAGCAGUUUCCAAAACAAACCAGAGGAAGAAGAAAACGAAGGCGUUAAAGGAGCAGGAUGAGGAGCAGGCGAUCGGAGGGAAAGACGCCUCCCUGUUCCUGUUCAGAGCACUGGGGAAGAUCCUGCACUGUAAACGAGGAGACUGUGAAGGUGUUGAUGCUGCCCCUGGUCCUGGUCUACCACCUCACCUCCGUCAUCACCAUAGAGAAGCACUGUUAGUAGACCCUGAGGUAAUUGUUGAACGGUCACACUUGCCCGGGGAAUUCUUCAACCUGUACCUCCACCAGAACUUCUUAGACUUCUUCUCUGAGGUGGAGGAUGUGGAGCGAGCCAGCGAGUAUCUGUCUGAUGCUGACCUGCUUACGGCUGAUUGGACGUCUCGCAGCAUCAUGGGGGAGUACGGCUCUUCGGUGGCUGCCAGGGGGCUCCUUCACGCCAACCGCCAACAGGUUUCUGUGGGUUUCAGACCGCUGCACAAGCCCAGCUGGUUUCUAGUCAACAAGAAGCACCGGGAGAACUGCCUGACUGCCCAGGCCUUGUUCACAAGCUUCUGUCUGACACCAGUGAGCCUCCAGACUGAACUGCUGCCUUACCUGGCUAAACUCACCAACCCAAUGAGGAACCAAGCUCAGAUAGCGUUCAUCCAGGACGUGGGUCAGCUGUCCCUGAGGCGGUUUCCAGCAAGCAGAUUAAAGCUGGAGGCCCUCACGGACAGAGAGCCAGGUCAGCUGGAGGAGGAAGAGGAAAAGGCGGAGAAAAGGGAGGUUCAGGAUGGCGCUGAGGAGGGUCUGCCAGCCAGUCAGCCCCAACCCACAACAAGUCAGAACCUGCUGGAGGAGGAGGACCUGCUCAUAGAGGAAUAUGACAGUGACUGACACUCAGCUCACACUGACACGGGCCUGAUUAAAAUGGGUUCUGCUUUAGUUUACCUCCUAAGUAUGUUAAUGACUGUGAUAGUACUUCUGGUGUUACCAGGAGUUUUGUGUCUUCAGGAUGUGAUCAUUUUUCACACAGGUUUAUUGUCUUGUAGUUGAGUAUUGUUAGUAUUUAUUUUACAGCGCUUGUUUGUUUCUGCUGUUCAGUUUGUUAAGUCCAGUUUGUAACUGACAGACCUUUUCCGUUUCUCUUUAUUAUUGCAUUAAAUGCUCAUUGAGGGAUCACUUGUUGGAUUAUGAAUAUGUGAACUCCGAUGACUUGGACGUUAUCGUGGCCCCACACCCCUUCAUCCAAUAUUUACUCAACAGGUUGUGUGGAGUUGUGUGUGUGGUGAUGGUGAGGCAUUGUGUCUGCUGCAAGGAAGCACCUUCAGCAUAAAGUCCAGACGUGGGCAGCGGCAGUGACGCUUUUCGCAUAUGACAAAUAAAGGUUGUUUUUGUAAGA